This is a messenger RNA of Nestor notabilis (Kea), 2775 nucleotides long. Its product is annotated as centrosomal protein of 162 kDa-like. NCBI's taxonomy places the organism in Eukaryota, Metazoa, Chordata, Aves, Psittaciformes, Psittacidae. The transcript is spliced from 20 exons. The annotation marks the transcript as partial. The record is from RefSeq and is a predicted model, not a curated record. Gene Ontology annotation, biological process: cilium assembly. Gene Ontology annotation, cellular component: centrosome; centriole; axonemal microtubule.
AUGCUGCUGGCGCCCGGGACAGAGCAGCGCUCGGUUCUGAGCUGCUCUCUGGCGCGGUCCGCGGAGCCGAGCUCUGCCCUCCGGCCCGGCCUGGCCGCUCUUCUCCCUUCAUCUUCCCUCCCGCACGUCUCCCGGGCCCCCGCGGUGCCGGGGGCUGUCGCACUCACUCGACAGCACUCGCUGGGCCCGGAGGACGGGGCUAGGAGAUUGGCUGACGUAUUUGUUGUCCUUCGUAUUGUUAGUUUUUGUAAAAGAUGUAAUUAUAGGGUAGACAGAACUACAGGAGUGAAAGCAGGAAGCAGUUGUCACAACUCACCUGUCAAACUCAAUUUACUAGGUUUUAAACUCUGUUGUUUGGAAGGUAACAUCCAGGUGCAGAUUAUGGCUCAUCGACUUUCAAAAGAAGAAUUAGAUGAGCAGUUUGAAGAGUUUCUGAAAGAGUCUCUUUCAGAUGAUUCACUUGGAAAUUCAAAGAAAAAAUCCAGCAUUCUUGAGACAUUGGGACAGCCCAGGAAAAAAGAAACAAAGAAAAAGGAUUCGGUGCUGUGGUGGCUAUCUGAAGAAGAUUCGGACAAUGGUGGAAUGCUUGGAGCCAGUAGAAACUUUGUCAAAAUACAGAACACUUCACAGACUAAGGGAGAGAGUUAUGAGAAUACGCAUAUGAAAAAGAUGCAGCUUCAGAAAAGUAAUGGGGUUGCUGUCUCCUUAAGCAGAGUCAGCCUGGAUGAAAAUGAUUCAGUUAUAGCUUCUGAGCCUAAUCAAAGUAUCAUGGGAACUGGAUUGGAUACCUUGGAAGAACAAGAAGAAAAAGAGAUGUUCUUUGCCAAACUUGAACGAGAAGCUUCCUCUACUGUUGAUUAUUCAAGAUUAAAUAAAGAGCUGGAUUCCAAUGAUUCUGUCAUACUAGAACCAUUUGUACGAAAUGAAAAAACUGAAAAAGAAGAGGAAGCCGCACAUGAAGAGAAAUCUGGCAGCUACAGUGAAGAUUUUGAAGAAGAAACAGAUUCUGAUCCUGCCUUUAAAACUGAAGGAAGUCAGGUGAAUCAAAACAUCAUUUCAGGAAUUGAUUUAAGUCCUCAAGAACAGGAAGAAGUAAAUGCUGGCAUGCUGGCUAAAGUUGUAUUACUUGAUUCACAAGAUUCAACUACAGAACUUCAGAAAGCUGUUGAAACAUCAGAUAGAGCUCUAGGUGAACAUUAUCUGCCUGAAGAAGUCAGUGGAAUUGAAAUGAAUGAAGCAGGCACUUCCUAUGGACAAACCACCAGUGACAUGGAAGCGUUACACCAAGCGUACCGUGAUAUUGAUCAGUCUUUGGGAGAUGCUGAUGAGCAAAAGCUGCACGAUCCUGCAGUGGCAGUCUCGGAAUGCAUAGUGCAAGGUGUUUCACAAAAUAAUGAUGUCUAUUCAAAAGGCGUGUCAACUAUUGAAUCAGAUUUGCCUACUGUGGAAGAAUUGAUGAAACCAAUUAAAGGACAUUCAUGUAAUGUCAGAAAUUUUGAUCUGGAGCAUGAAAGUCCUGUGAAGCUGGUAGGCAGCACAGCAAAUGACCACAGCACCUGUUCACCCGUUAAAGAGCACCAGAUUAAUAUUAUUUGCAAGACAAAGUUAUUUGAAAAAAUUAACAGAGAAGAGAGCAACUUUGUGCAAACAGGUGUGAAUGACAGUAACCUUCAGAGGGUGACUGAGAAAGAAAUUCAGACCAGUGAAGUACAGCCUGAUAUACUAGGAGAAGAAAUAGUACAAGACACUCUGCUUUCACAAGGCAGCAAAACUAAACAAACUCUUCGGUCUUGUUCCUUGAAGAAUGAAAGAUCAGAAUCAAUGACAACUAAACCAACGUUAUAUAAGAAUAUCAGAAGUCCAGCACCUAUACAUAAAAAGAAAUCCUCAUAUGGUCCUCAUGGGGUGGUUAGAAGUUCUGGGUAUGGGAAACCCAAUUCACUGUCAAAACAGUCUUUUCCAGUAAAUGAAAAGAAAACACCGAAAGAAACUUUCAAAAAGACCAACGUGAAAGCCAAAAGCCCUGCAGAUAAAUCAAGAUCUAAAGAAGCUUUAUUCGCUACUAGGAUAAUAAGAUCUGCAACAAAUGAACGAACUUUGAAGGGAAGUGUUAACACAGCUAUGUCAGGCCAAUCAGUUGUUAAUAAUCUGGGACAGCAGGCCGUGGAUUAUUGUAGGCAAUAUCAGCAUGAUUUAUCGUUUUCUCCUAUCAAGAGUCGUGAUAGAGAACUGUAUUUGCUAAAACGAGUACAGGUUGCGGAGGAGGAGCUGAACACAGCUCGUGAUUUGGUUCAACAGCUAACCAGCACGGUUUCACAAAAAGAGAAAGAAAUAGAGACAAAGAUAGUAGAGUUGAAAAUACAGCAUGAAAAAGAGCUUUCUCGGCUGGGUCAGGAAAACUAUGUUCUUCAGAGUAAGUUAAGAAGCAUGGAAGAGCUGACUCAAGAAAAGAGAUGGACCUAUCAUACAGCAACGGUUCCUGUCACUGAAGAAAAACUGGCACAAAUACAAAAGGAAAUUGCAGAUCAAGAGGUCAUUAUUCAAGGUUAUCAACAGGAAAACGAGAAGUUAUACAAACAAAUGAAAGAGCUACAAAUCCAAAACAAAAAAAAUGAGGAACAAAUGUUUAAGGAGAAUCAGUGUGUAAUGUCUGAAUUAAUAGCUUUAAGAGAAAAGGUAGAGAAGACUAAUAUCCACUCACAAAUCGUGCGGGAUUCUGAACCAGCUAGAAAUCAGAGCUUCACAGAAUUGAUUUCAGAGCUUCGAGCAGCACAG